Molecule: messenger RNA, 2955 nt
Organism: Cygnus olor (mute swan)
Lineage: Eukaryota; Metazoa; Chordata; Aves; Anseriformes; Anatidae
Gene: KCNJ15
Product: potassium inwardly rectifying channel subfamily J member 15
Exons: 2
Coding region: 858-1985 (375 amino acids)
Biological process (GO): potassium ion import across plasma membrane; regulation of monoatomic ion transmembrane transport
Cellular component (GO): plasma membrane
Molecular function (GO): inward rectifier potassium channel activity
Source: RefSeq, a predicted model, not a curated record
UUUACAGUACUCAUAAGUACUGCCAAUGAUAUAUUUCACUAAUCCAGACAGAUCAAAACUAAAUUGAUACAAUGUUCUUGGAAUUUUAAUAUCAAGGAUAAAAACACUAAAACUUUAUAAAGAAUCAACAUUAUACACAACCCAUUCUUUAUGUAUUUAAUUUAUCUGCUUAGUACAGAGGCAGCAUCUGUUUUCAGUGAGUUGCCGCUUUUUUUCUCUCUCUCUUUUUUUUUUCCUAACUCAGCAGCUGGGAUAAAUGAAAUAGUAGUCAAAGACCAAUUUAACAAUUUCAGGGCCACAAGUCUGCUGGAAUGAGGAAAAGGGAGGACAGUUGAGGAGGACAGUGACAGGAGGAAUCGUAACCUCCAGAUGUCCCCAUAAUAACUUCCAGGCAUACAGUCUCGUAAUGUGUUAUGUAUUAUGCUCCACAGUAGACUGCUCUAUCUCUGACAAAUUUCUCACUGUGCUGCUAAUUCUUCUGUUAUCCCUUCCCUCCCACAGUGCUGCAGAGAGGAGACGAGUGAAGGAGAGGUUCCUCUGAACCCACUGCACUUCACCAAUGCUGGCAGCUCUCGACAAGACAUGGGCCACAAUGUUACGAUAGGAAUAAACCUGCCUAGCUCUGCUCUGUAACUGGAGAGCCAAGCAUUUUGGCCUCAAGUCACGUUCUUAAGCUUCUCCCUGGAUUCCAGCUUCCAAAAUACCAAAGUAUAAAUUCUCUUCUUUCUUUGCUCUCCGACUCACCACCUCAACCUUCUCCAGCAGCUGAGAGCAAAAAAGCUACAGGAGCAGUAGGGAACAAGUCCGACUAGAAGAAAUGACAGAGCUGGGCAGAACAAAGGACUGAAGCAGUGAGAAUGGAAGCCACACAGAUUAAUAUGUCCCGCGUCCCGCUGGUUAAUGGAGGCAUUGACACUGCACUCAAAGCACACAAACCCCGUGUGAUGUCCAAAAGCGGUCACAGCAACGUGCGGAUAGACAAAGUUGAUGGCAUUUACCUACUCUACCUUCAAGAUUUGUGGACUACAGUUAUAGACAUGAAGUGGAGGUACAAACUCACCUUAUUUGCUGCUACUUUUGUUAUGACCUGGUUCCUUUUCGGAGUUAUCUACUAUGCCAUUGCAUUCCUUCAUGGCGAUUUAGAAAUAAACAAGUUCACCCCAAAGAGGGAGCCAUGCGUCAAGAAUGUAGACUCUCUUACGGGGGCAUUCCUCUUCUCUCUGGAGUCACAGACGACCAUUGGCUAUGGAUUUCGUUUCAUUACAGAGGAGUGUCCACAUGCCAUUUUCUUGCUUGUGGCCCAACUGGUCAUCACCACCUUGAUUGAAAUCUUCAUCACAGGUACCUUUCUGGCCAAAAUUGCAAGACCUAAAAAAAGGGCAGAGACUAUUAAGUUCAGCCACUGUGCUGUCAUUACUAAACACAACGGAGAUCUUUGCCUGGUGAUCAGAGUAGCAAAUAUGAGGAAGAGCCUUCUGAUACAGUGUCAGCUGUCUGGGAAGCUUCUUCAGACAUACGAAACCAAAGAAGGGGAGAGAAUCCUGCUGAAUCAAGCCAGUGUCAAGUUCAAUGUUGACUCCUCUUCAGAAAGUCCAUUUCUCAUUCUGCCUUUAACGUUCUACCAUAUUUUGGAUGAAAGCAGUCCUUUAAGAGAUCUCACACCUCAAAAUCUCAAGGAGAAGGACUUUGAGCUUGUGGUGCUCCUGAACGCCACAGUGGAGUCCACCAGUGCUGUCUGUCAAAGCAGGACUUCCUACAUCCCUGAGGAGAUCCACUGGGGUUACGAAUUCGUGCCUGUGGUUUCCCUCUCUCCAAAUGGAAAGUAUGUUGCAGAUUUCAGUCAGUUUGAGAAGAUUAGGAGAAGCACAGAUUCUUCUUUUUAUAGUAUGGACUCUGAAAAACAAAAAUUAGAGGAGAAAUACAGGCAGGAGGAUCAAAGAGAGAGGGAACUGAGAACAAUGUUGUUACAGCAGAGUAAUGUUUGAUUGAGUGGACAAACUAUCCUGAUUAAUCCUUUCUGCAAACUGAGAAAGCAUUCUUUCUGUGCUUUAUGUCUGUUAUAAAGCCAGCAGUGAAGUCCUUUUCAGAAAAUAGCUUUGGUGUAGAGUAAACCUAUCCCUUUGUUUGGAUGAGUUGUUAAUCAAGUAUUUUGUAAUUAGUUGGGAUUUCUUUGUUCAUGAUCUUGACUUAGCAAAGUUGGAUUUGUAUUAAAUCUCUGCUUUAUACCACCACUAAAAGCAGACACAUCACUUUCUGUUUGGAAAGUGAAACUGGAUGCACUGUGCUGAUUCCUUCAAAUAUUUAUUUGACUUGGUUUUACUGUGAACGCAUUCACAGAGACAGCACACCGUACUGCUAAAAGAAAAUAUGCUCUGUUAAAAUAUGUAUAUUUAAAAUAUGUAUAUUCUCAUACCAGUUAUUACCUUUGUGGGAAUUUCUGGCAUGGAAAAUAAGUUGAUUGGAGAGACAGACUGUUAACUGUGGGAAAAGCCUGCAGGGAAGUGAUAAACUCCUUCUUAAAUCUUAAAGGAAGGUGACAGAGUAGUUGUGCUGGGUGGUGGGGAAGGGAGCUCUCUCUCUGUUUCUGCUACACACAACCUGUUUUUUGAUCGCUCACUUUUUAAAACCUUGUUAAUAGCUGAUUUAUGUAUAAUAGCAAAAAAAGGGGAGAUGAGGGCAAGCUACACAAAAUCAUAACAGUAAUCAACUGAGGUUAAAGCUGACUUUGAGACACCUUUUUUUUAUUCAAUGUAAAUAGUUUGUAACAGCAGCAUAACAAUACAUUUCUAUAGAUCGCUUGCUUUGCUAUAGACCUUAUUUAAUUUGGUUAAAAGAAAGCUGUAUAAUGUCUGUAGACAAUAUUUACUUUUUCUGGCAACCAUAAAGGACAAGCAUUCCUUUCAUCCAUUUCAUUUUUGGUCUAUUAAAACCAUUCCAUUAAUAAAGGAAUUUAAU